Messenger RNA from Medioppia subpectinata, 3320 nucleotides. NCBI's taxonomy places the organism in Eukaryota, Metazoa, Arthropoda, Arachnida, Sarcoptiformes, Oppiidae. The record is from the annotation of a GenBank genome assembly.
AAGCCCUCUCUCGUCAGUCAAUGCUUUCAUUGCUUUGAAUGCAAUCAAAAUUCAUGUGCUUUUCGUUUGUUAUGAUUUUUGGCACUCAUUUCAUGUGAAUGUUUGCCACAACUGUCUGUCCAUAACAUCCAUAACAGCACUCAUAACACACGGCCGAAGAAGUGGCCGAAGAAGUGGCCAACUCUGCGGUCAUGUUCUCGACGUCCACUCAAAACAAGUUUUGGAUGUUUUCAUCCGAAGAAGAGUUGAAUCAAUUGAGAAGCGAUGCGAAUAUGGCGUUCAUUACGGCCCGCGAUGGCCACCAAUUGAUGGAUAACGUUUACGACAAGUAUCUGAGUCCACACGAAGAGUCACUUUUCACCAAAUCAUACGAAACAAUGUUACGUGACUUUUGCCGCAAAUUCUCACCGCCGAUGCCUAAGUCUGUGAUCGGAACGGCGUUUCAAUAUUUUAAGCGCUUUUAUCUCAACAAUUCAGUCAUGGAUUUCCAUCCGAAGCACAUAAUCGUUACGUGUGUUUAUUUGGCCGCAAAAGUGGAUGAGUUUAAUGUAUCGAUGAAUCAAUUUGUGGCCAACGUUAAGGGCGAUCGCGCGAAGGCCUCCGAUAUUGUCCUUAACAAUGAGUUACUUCUUAUGCAACAAUUGAAAUAUCAUUUAAAUGUUUACAAUCCUUUGCGUCCAAUUGAAGGCUUUCUCAUUGACUUAAAAACUCGUUACCCCCAAUGCGGUGAUCCCGAGAAGUUGAGGCCACAUAUCGACCAUUUCAUCGAUAUGUCACUCUUCACAGACGCCUGCUUUCUGUUUAGCCCUUCGCAGAUUGCGUUAUCGGCUGUUGUAUACGCGGCCACCUUGUGGUCAAUGAUUAAGUCGGUGUCGACACCACCCAAAGAACAGGUGAAAGCCAUCGAAAAGAAACUAGAAUUGUGUCGAAAUCAGAUCAAUAAUCCGGACUCUAAUGAAUACAAACGAUCUUUCGAUGAAGAGAUGGGCGAAGAAACGGUCGCUUUUGAAAAGUACGCGAAGCUCUGCGAAGAACAAGAAAAAAAAAUGCAAUACUGGAUAAGGAAUAUGCGAAUAGUGAGAGAACAGGUGAUAGGAAGUGGAGACCAUAGAAAUAUAUUUUGCGCAAAACAAAGUGACAAUUCGUCGCCCAAACACAUAAAUUGGGCGCAGUAUGGCUUAGACACCGAUUCCUAUGAACAGAGAACCGCUUUAGCAUCGGGUGCCGAUGCAUCCCAUGUGCACGGCUUGGCCCACAACGAGCUCUAUCUCGAAGAUCAGGAUGGAUUUGGGAAGCAGUGGUGGAAAUCCAAUUUCUUUCUAUCCCAACCCAUAUUGUUUGGAACCUGGGAUGGAGUCUAUACUUCAUGUGUUAUUCACUUGUUUGGUGUAAUCACUUUCCUGAGGGCCGGUUGGCUUGUGGGAAACGCUGGCAUAGGAUUGUCGAUUGUGAUCAUAUUAAGUAGUGUUGUCAUCUGUUCUCUGGCCGUUUUGGCCGGAAUUGGUAUUUGCGAGCGAAACGAUCAUUUACGACGGGGUAAUGUUCACGCACUCAUCUCCAAUGUCUUGGGCUCCAGAAUAGGGGCCGCCGUUUGCAUAAUAUACAGCUUCGGUCAAGCUGUUUCCUGUGCUCUGCAUGUCAUGGGUUUUGCCGAAACAUUGUCUCGACUCUUGAAUGCAAACGAUAUUUGGGUGGAGAGAGGCAUUGGUGUCGGUCUUGUGGUGCUCUUGUUGUCCAUAAACAUCUUGGGAGUCAAAUGGGUUAUCCGUUUGCAAUUCAUUCUCCUAUUCUUCUUAUUCCUAUCGGCCAUUGAUUUUAUGGUCGGAAUCUUCAUUCGAUACGAUCCUAGCAAUGGAGUGAUUGGAUAUAGCAUUAAGAAUAUCGAGAAUAAUUGGGAACCAAAUACUAAUGAACCAAAAGUAAGUUUAUUUAAUGCUUUUGGAGUGUUCUUCCCGGCGGUGACCGGAGUUAUGGCCGGAAUUAAUAUGAGUGGAGAUCUCCACAAUCCCAGCAAAAGCAUACCAAUCGGCACAUUCAGUGCCAUCGGAACCACUCUAUUCUUGUAUUUGUUGUUUGCACUCGGAUUGGGAGCCACCUGCAGUCGCUCUGCUCUGCUUAACGACUAUAUGAUCGCACAAAAGGCUUCGUCGGUCGGAGUGUUUCUAUUGCUCGGUCUCUACAUAUCGGCCCUCUCUUACAGUUUGGGCUCUCUCUACGCAACGCCGCGUAUUAUACAAAACAUUGCCAAUGAAAACAUUAUACCAGUUAUGAGAGUCCUGUCGGUCGGUCGCGGACCCAAUAAAGUUCCGGUCAAUGCAUUAAUACUCUUCUCGAUCGUGACAUUCAUAUUCAUAAUGAUUGGGAACAUCAAUGUCUUGGCGCCGAUCGUCACAAUCCCAUACCUAUUGACUUAUGCAACCGUAGAGUACGCCUACUUCUCACUGGCCAUGACUUUCGACAUUCAGAUCAACAGAGAGUCCCGAUUCAUGGCCUCCGCAGAAGUGACGAGUCCUACGUUUGACACAUCAGUCAAACCCAAGAGCUCAAAACAUUCAGACUAUGGAUCCGUUAAGAGCAAUGAUUUGGACCGUCUGUUCCCCGAAAGAGUGCAAACAAAGCACAUUAAAGUGAAGCGUCAGGUGAGUAGUCAGAGCAGUAGCCGCUCCUCAUCUGUGGACCGCUCGCCCGACGCACCCAAAGGCCAGACUCACGACCAGAGCGGCGCCAGUAGUGCCGACGAGUCGUUUGACAGCACCGAUAGCUCUGUCGGACACGACCCCAGAGCCGAUCCAAACGAGAUUAAAAGCAAACAAAACGUCUGGUAUUCGUGUCUAAUAAACCGAUGGGUUAUUAUAAUUGGGGCCAUAAUUAAAGUGAUUAUCAUGUUUUUGGUUCAGUGGGGGUACGCGUUGUCGGCAUUCAUAACAUUCAUAUUCCUCUGGUAUUACAUCGGAGCCAUAAAUCCGGGACUCUUUCCCGGAAUAUCCGAAUUCAAAAUCUAUCCCUGGAUUAAAGCACGUGUCCUGACGUGCUUCGGGAAAAAGGUCGUGGAGUACGACCAGAUGGUAGUGCCGACCGGCGCACCGAACAUGCAUUUCCAAUCGGAUCAGUUGACUAAACAAAACACCGACUUUUCGGCCCGAGAGCCAUACCAUCAGUCGUCUACCUCUCAAUACAAGGCAAACAAUUUGACAAACAAUUAAAGUAAUCAAUCAAUCAUUAAAUUGUUAUCCAUUUCUUAAAUCAUUAUUUAAACAAAUUAAUCAGAAAUUUAUUGUUAAAUAUUAAGUGUUUUUUAUCUAAAAAUAUAUCAAUUUUAC